Phyllostomus discolor (pale spear-nosed bat) is the source of this 2788-nucleotide messenger RNA. RefSeq names its product NUS1 dehydrodolichyl diphosphate synthase subunit (gene NUS1). Gene Ontology annotation, molecular function: ditrans,polycis-polyprenyl diphosphate synthase [(2E,6E)-farnesyl diphosphate specific] activity. Bases 180 to 1061 code for a protein of 293 amino acids. The transcript is spliced from 5 exons. Lineage: Eukaryota; Metazoa; Chordata; Mammalia; Chiroptera; Phyllostomidae. The record is from RefSeq and is a predicted model, not a curated record. Gene Ontology annotation, cellular component: dehydrodolichyl diphosphate synthase complex; endoplasmic reticulum membrane.
CGGCCGGAGGAAGAUGGCGGUGUGGGCGAGGUGAGGUGUAGGCAGUAGAAAGGGGUUCAAGCGUGGGGAACAGGGGGACACAGAGCGAUGGCUCGCGGCGGCCGCAGGGGUAGAUAAAAAGGCAUCGCGCCGCGGGUGUGGGAGGGAGGGAGGGUAGGACAGCCUGGCGCCACGAGAGUAUGACGGGGCUGUAUGAGCUGGUGUGGCGGGUGCUGCACGCUUUGCUCUGCCUGCACCGCACGCUCACCUACUGGCUCCGCGUUCGGUUCGGCACCUGGAACUGGCUCUGGCGGCGCUGCUGCCGCGCCGCCUCCGCCGCGGUCCUAGCGCCGCUCGUCUUCACGCUCCGCAAGCCCCCGGCUGUAGGCAGGAACCGCCGUCAGCACCGGCACCCGCGAGGGGGGCCGGGCCUGGGCGCCCCCCAUCCCCAGCUGCGCUGGCGGGCGGACGGCCGUUCCCUGAAGAAGCUCCCGGUGCACAUGGGCCUGGUGAUCACCGAGGAAGAGCAGGAGACUAGCUUCUCGGACAUCGCAAGCCUCGUGGUGUGGUGCAUGGCUGUGGGCAUCUCCUACAUUAGCGUCUACGACCACCAAGGUAUUUUCAAAAGAAAUAACUCCAGGUUGAUGGAUGAAAUUUUAAAACAACAGCAGGAACUUCUGGGCUUAGAUUGUUCGAAGUACUCAACAGAGUUUGCAAAUAGUAAUGACAAAGAUGAUCAAGUUUUAAAUUGCCAAUCAGCAGUGAAGGUCCUGUCCCCAGAAGAUGGCAAAGCGGAUAUUGUGCGAGCUGCUCAGGAAUUUUGCCAGUUAGUAGCCCAGCAGCAACAGAAAUCCACGGAUUUAGAUGUACAUAUGUUAGACAGUUUACUUAGUGCAAGUGGUUUUCCUGAUCCUGAUGUAGUAUUGAAGUUUGGGCCUGUGGAGAGCACAUUAGGCUUUCUUCCCUGGCACAUCAGAUUGACUGAGAUUAUUUCUUUGCCUUCCCACCUAAACAUCAGAUAUGAGGACUUUUUCUCAGCACUUCGUCAGUAUGCAGCGUGUGAGCAGCGUCUGGGAAAGUAGUGAUCGCUGGUCGCAUGGCACGACUUCAGGCUUUGGAGAAAAGGACCCAAGUGACUCUGAUGUUUACAAAGCACCUAUGAAACCCUGUACACACCUAGUUCAUAAUCCUCAUAAUUUAUCAACAAACACAAAAAAGUGUCUUACUUGAGAGUAAGUGUGUGUGUGUGUGUGAGUGUGUGUGUGUGUGCGUGCAUGUGUGUGUGUGGAAAUAAACUUACAAAUGGGAAGCAGUGGAGAAGGGAGUACACGGACUUGUACCUUCAAGCAAAUAGCAGUGAUGUUAUAGGAGCUGAAAUUUCAGCUUUAAAGGCUUCAGCCCACCUACUUCCCUGUUUUUCUAGGGAGAGGAGUGGGUGUUUAGAGCUGUUAGAUUACUAUUUGGGGGGGAGGGGAAUCAUUUUUUUUUUUCAGUACUUCCUGGUGACCAAACUUUAAUUUUUAAGAAUAAUAUAUUGACUUAUUAAAUGGAAGCUUUCUAAGUUUGAGGGAUUUCUGGAGGGAUGGAGUUCUGCAUUGUUCAUGUUAAAAACUUGCUCACCGUUGGAGCGGAGGGAACACCCGUUUUCAGAUAUCCGUCCAUUUUCAUCUCAUCAUUGUCAAACUGUGUGACUCGAGAGUGUAAGUGUUAUGGAGUUCAAAUAAGGUGAAGAAGUUAUAAUCUUAAAAGUAAAGGUGGAAAGUUUCGUAAAAAAAGAAGGAAGGUUUGGAUUUUCUUUUUUGUUUGGUGGGCACUGUGCUAACAUACAAAGUUGGUUAAAAAUGUUGCCAUUAGCUAUGUUUAUUUAAAAUAAAUAUUUGAGGGAAGUUACAAGGCAGCUCGUUUCCUCAAGUGACCUGUUCCUCUCUGGUGUAGCACGUUUAGGACCACGGCAGCACCCAGGACUUGUACUCAGUAAAUCCUGACAGCGACUGUGCAUAACAGAUCUCUGAGUAAGACUGAAGCUUGUGUAGGUAGUAAAACAUCACCAAAGUCUACAAAAGGAAAUUAAUUUUACGUGUUCUCUUUCAUGACAGAGAACAGCACUGGUUCUGUUAUUUUUUUAAAUGAAUAAUUUUUUGAUAGAUGUUUCAUAUUUCUUUCCUCACUGAUAAUCCUUGGACAGAAACCAUUCUUUAUAUUUGGACUGUUUUCAGAAAAAUCUUAUCUACAAAUGUAUAAUAGUUAUCUAAAAUUGUACAUUUAGAAUGGGGAAGUUUAAAUAGCAGGUCUCAGAAGUCUGAAAAAUAGAAGAGAGGACUAGAUUUGUAAAGCGAGGUCUGGAAUCGCUUGUCAGAUUCUGAAGACAUGAAGAAUAAAUGUUUCAAUUUUAGAUUACAAAACCCCAUUUAUGAUUUUAAAAAUAUACUUGAAAUAAAAUGAUUAAAUUUUGGUUUAGUGACAUUACUUUGCACUUCAUAGUUCUUGGUGUAUUGUAAGACUUUUAUUUUUUAAAGUCAGCUUAUUGCUAAAAGUUUUGUGUGAAGCUACAGCACAUCUCUAAGCUUUACCAGGAAUUUUUUAUUUCUGUUCCCCUGUACUGUGGUCCAUAUUCUGUUGAGGCUUGUUUUUUGGGCCUUAGUUUAAGACUGAAUUUAUGCCUUUUAUAAAUAUGUGUCUUUUUUAAACAUUCUGGAAUAUGUAUAGCUUUAAUGAAUUACAUUGAAUGGGCCCAACUGAAGUGAUUUAAUAUUUGUAAAAUGAAUUAGUAAAAUAAAUUACCCACUGGAAUAUAGCCAAAGUCGCUAAA